Messenger RNA from Cucurbita pepo subsp. pepo (vegetable marrow), 2075 nucleotides. RefSeq names its product iron-sulfur cluster assembly SufBD family protein ABCI8, chloroplastic. The record is from RefSeq and is a predicted model, not a curated record. Gene Ontology annotation, biological process: iron-sulfur cluster assembly. NCBI's taxonomy places the organism in Eukaryota, Viridiplantae, Streptophyta, Magnoliopsida, Cucurbitales, Cucurbitaceae.
GUUCGUGUUGGCCACAAGACAAUCGUUUCUAAUUGCUGUUCGUGGGAAGAUCUGCGAGGAGACACCAUGAUUAUCACGAAAUUUAGCGGCGUAUAGAUUCUCCUCUCUCUCUCUCUCUCUCUCUCUCUCUCUCGCGCGCGCUCUCUGAGCCUCUGUUAUCAUCCAUGGCCUCUCUGCUAGCUAAUGGAAUUCCACGCUUUCCUCAUCACCCCACUUGGGAACUACAAAAAGACGCUAUUCAAAGGCUGCAGAGUCCCAGAAUUGCUAACUUGAAGAUUUCGAAGUCGAAGCCCUUCAGAGUCCGAGCAGAUGUCAGCUACGAUCCCAAAACUGCGAUAUCCGGUCCGACUUCUCCAGGUAAGCCCUCGCCGUCAUCUACCAGUACUGAUGAGAAAAUUCAGGAUAUUCUUCGUAACCGCGAUUACGAUAAGAAAUUUGGAUUUACUGUGGAUAUCGAUUCGUUUUCGAUUCCGAAAGGGCUUUCCAAGGAAACUAUUCGAUUGAUUUCGUCCCUAAAAGAAGAACCCGAUUGGAUGCUUCAGUUUCGGUUGAAUUCUUUUGAGAAAUUCCUUAGGAUGAAAGAACCGACAUGGUCUGAUAAUCGAUAUCCACCAAUUGAUUUUCAAGAUCUAUGUUAUUAUUCUGCCCCUAAGAAAAAACCUACUUUGAACAGCCUUGACGAGGCGGACCCCGAGCUGCUCAUGUAUUUUGAUAGGCUCGGGGUUCCUUUAAAUGAACGCAACCGUCUAGCUAACGUUGCUGUUGAUGCUGUUCUAGAUAGUGUUUCAAUUGCUACUACUCAUAGGCAAACGCUAGAAAAAGCUGGUGUAAUUUUCUGUUCAAUAUCUGAGGCAAUUAGGGAAUAUCCUGAUCUAAUUAGAAAGUAUUUGGGAAGAGUUGUGCCUAGUGAGGAUAACUUUUAUGCUGCAUUGAACUCGGCGGUGUUUAGCGAUGGAUCAUUUUGUUAUAUACCUAAGAACACGAAGUGCCCGAUGCAGAUUUCGACUUAUUUUCGAAUCAAUGCUUUGGAAACUGGACAGUUCGAGAGAACUUUGAUUGUUGCUGAUGACAGGAGUUUUGUAGAGUAUUUAGAGGGAUGCACAGCGCCUUCCUAUGAUAGAAAUCAGCUUCAUGCUGCUGUGGUUGAAUUGUAUUGUGCUGAAGGUGCAGAGAUUAAGUACUCCACAGUUCAAAACUGGUAUGCUGGCGACGAGGAAGGAAAAGGGGGUGUGUAUAAUUUUGUAACGAAGCGUGGCCUUUGUGCCGGGGCUCGUUCUAAAAUAUCUUGGACACAAGUAGAAACAGGUUCUGCCAUUACUUGGAAGUAUCCGAGCGUUGUUUUGGAGGGAGAUGAUACUGUUGGCGAGUUCUAUUCGGUAGCGCUGACGAAUAAUUAUCAACAGGCAGAUACGGGUACGAAGAUGAUACACAAAGGAAAGAAUACAAGGAGUAGAAUUAUCUCAAAAGGUAUUUCUGUUGGGAACUCAAGGAACUGUUAUAGGGGGCUUGUUCAGGUUCAAUCCAAAGCAGACAAUGCGAAGAACUCGUCUCAAUGUGAUUCAAUGCUCAUUGGUGACAAUGCUGCUGCCAACACUUAUCCAUACAUCCAGGUGAAGAAUCCCACAGCCCGCAUUGAACAUGAAGCCAGUACGUCCAAGAUUGGUGAAGAUCAGUUGUUUUAUUUUCAACAGAGAGGAAUAGACUAUGAGAAGGCCAUGGCUGCCAUGAUAUCCGGAUUCUGUCGUGAUGUCUUCAACGAGCUGCCUGAUGAAUUUGGUGCUGAGGUGAACCAACUCAUGAGCUUGAAGCUUGAAGGAUCAGUGGGUUAAGUGGAAACUAUAGGAACUUUUGAAGGUUUAAUCAUCUUGAGAAGCUUAUAGAUUACUUAGCAUUACCGGCUCCCAAGCCUGCAUCAUUCUGCUUGGAAUAUACUUCUGCCUCCAAAGACAUGGGCAGAAUGUAAAUUAUUUUGGGUGUUCAAUCAACUUGUAGUCGCCCAUUUAUAGCUACAGAUCGAGAUCUGGAAGACAGACUUGCUGUUCUUAUAUAUGAAUAAAAUCCUCACUUAUUAUUCA